AUGGGGGAAUGGACCAUCUUGGAGAGGCUGCUGGAAGCCGCGGUGCAGCAGCACUCCACUAUGAUCGGGAGGAUCCUGUUGACUGUGGUGGUGAUCUUCCGGAUCCUCAUUGUGGCCAUUGUGGGGGAGACGGUGUACGAUGAUGAGCAGACCAUGUUUGUGUGCAACACCCUGCAGCCCGGCUGUAACCAGGCCUGCUAUGACCGCGCCUUCCCUAUCUCCCACAUUCGUUACUGGGUCUUCCAGAUCAUAAUGGUGUGUACCCCCAGUCUCUGCUUCAUCACCUACUCUGUGCACCAGUCUGCUAAGCAGCGAGAACGCCGCUACUCUACAGUCUUCCUAGCCCUGGACAGGGAACCCCCUGAGUCCAUGGGAGGUCCUGGAGGAACUGUGAGUGGAGUCAGUGGUGGUGGCAAACGAGAAGAUAAGAAGUUGCAAAAUGCCAUUGUCAACGGGGUGCUGCAGAACACAGAGAACACCAGCAAGGAGACAGAGCCCGAUUGUUUAGAGGUUAAGGAGCUGACCCCACACCCAUCAGGGCUGCGCACUGCAGCGCGAUCCAAGCUCCGAAGGCAGGAAGGCAUCUCCCGCUUCUAUAUUAUCCAAGUGGUGUUCAGAAAUGCCCUGGAGAUUGGGUUUCUGGUGGGCCAAUACUUUCUCUAUGGCUUCAGUGUCCCAGGGUUGUAUGAGUGUGACCGUUACCCCUGCAUCAAGGAAGUGGAAUGUUAUGUGUCCCGGCCUACCGAGAAGACUGUCUUUCUAGUGUUCAUGUUUGCUGUGAGUGGCAUCUGUGUUGUGCUCAACCUGGCUGAACUCAACCACCUAGGAUGGCGCAAGAUCAAGCUGGCUGUGCGAGGGGCCCAGGCCAAGAGGAAGUCCGUCUAUGAGAUCCGCAACAAGGACCUGCCCCGAGUCAGUGUUCCCAAUUUUGGCAGGACUCAGUCCAGUGACUCCGCCUAUGUGUGA
Molecule: messenger RNA, 966 nt
Organism: Neomonachus schauinslandi (Hawaiian monk seal)
Lineage: Eukaryota; Metazoa; Chordata; Mammalia; Carnivora; Phocidae
Gene: GJD2
Product: gap junction protein delta 2
Exons: 2
Coding region: 1-966 (321 amino acids)
Biological process (GO): cell communication
Cellular component (GO): connexin complex
Source: RefSeq, a predicted model, not a curated record